Contarinia nasturtii (swede midge) is the source of this 2230-nucleotide messenger RNA. RefSeq lists its product as uncharacterized. The transcript is spliced from 4 exons. The coding region runs from base 771 to 1973 and encodes 400 amino acids. Lineage: Eukaryota; Metazoa; Arthropoda; Insecta; Diptera; Cecidomyiidae. The record is from RefSeq and is a predicted model, not a curated record.
UAUUAUUUUUUUCUGUUGAAUUUUGUUUUUUUAUUUCGAAUCAAGUUUGAUCGUUAAUUUUUGAAUAGAGUCCUGAAUCUCUAUUUUUAGAUUUAUUUUAAUUUUUUUUUCUCUUUAGUUUAUUUUUUUUUUAGUUUAUUUUUUUUGGGGGAUUUUUGUUUUAUAUUUUUGUGUUGAUUAUUUGGGUAUUCAAUCGCGAGAGAGAAAAAAAAGAAACCUAAAGAAAUCGUACAAAGAAACAAAUCAACCAACUUAACCGAGGAGGUAUAAACAAACAAUUCAACAUUUUUUCGUCAACGGAAGAGCAUUCAACACAACACACAAUACAAGACACAAAUAUUUGGUCAUUGGGAGCUAUUCGUUGUAUGGAUCGUGAAAAAAGAUCAGUCAAUAGUGGAGACGAGCCUGGCCAAAAUCAGGCCUUGUUUGAUCCAAGUGGCUUUGCAGCCGCACUCACAAUAACGGAAUCGAGCACAAGUAAUAAUGGCGGUUACGUACCAACGGUUGGACGAUGGGGCAGCGAAUGGCCAAGUUGACUCGCCGAUGCGAGCUUCGGUGAACAAUUACGGCUAAGCUACAGAACUCAGCCAUAUGAUGGUGUCUGCUGUAACCAAUUGGCAUCAAGCCCAAUUGCACUGACUCGUUCAAAUUCGACAACAGCGACGACGACAUCGAUAUCGAAAUGGCCAUUGUUGCAACAGCAACAAUCGAAGCCAGCAACGAAUCAACAACGGUGUCGCGUGAAUGUGGUUGGUGCAAAGGCCGAUGAUAUGGUCACCGCAGACGAUUUAGCCAAUCAGCUGCAGUUCUUACUCAAAACGAAAUGGACUCUUGACAAGGAUACAUAUAAUUCGGAAGCGUUUGAUCAGUGUGAGGGUGCUUGGCCUAUUUCUCACCCAUUACCAUUUCCAAUGUGGUCAAAUAAUAUCAAACAACCAUUUAACGUUGAAAACAUUUGGCAAUAUGAAGAUCUAGUUGCGCUGAUCGAUGUGAUAGUGCAUCGAUUAUUGGAGGAAACACAUUACAAUACGGUCAAUAAUUUUGUGGAUUUUUAUAAAUCAUUCAAGCGCUCCGGGGCAAACGAUUUGCGUACAUUUUUCCAAUCAUAUACACCUCCAAUCAAUCGUCGUGAUCACAUGUGCGUCAGUUUGGCGAUGGAGGUGGUGUCACGCAUUUGUGAGGUUUGCCCCCAACUGAGCGACCAUUUGUAUUUGGUAUCAUGCGAAGAAGCUGUUGAAUCAAUUCAACAGUACAUUUUAAAUUGCAAACAGCUUGGCAUCGAUAGUGCCAUAUAUAAUUUGGAAAAGGAACAUUCAUUGGUUGCAAUGCGAAUCACUGUUGCGGGACGUGAAGGUAUGAUGGUAUUGGAUCCAGGAUAUCAUGUUGCACGCGCUGUUACCGUAAUGAAAGAUCAAUGCUAUCCGCACACCGGCUGGUUCAUUCAAUCACAAGAGCCACAUUUGAAACGUGAAUACUGCUACAAAUUCAAUAAUUUUAAUGAUGAAUUCAUUGAAUGGGGAGAACGAACCACCCGUGGCGAUCAACAAAAUCAUGAGAUCUCGUUAAUUUACGUGAAACGACCAUAUCGUACAGCAAUCGAUGUAACGGUGCGACGUAAUUUGGUAUACAAUUUUCGAUCGUUGUUGUCACGUGAUGCAAAAGGUCGUGUGGUUUCUGGUAUCUAUUUUCCGGUUGCAAAAGAUGGUGGCGAUUCAACGCUCACUCUCUUCUACGAUGGUUCGAACGGACAAAGCAUCAAAAUCAAAUCCAAAUUCACGGCAUUCGCCGAUGAACAAAAGAUUCCUGAUACCAUGAUGAAUCAUUUGGAAAAUUUAUCGAUCCAGAUACGAUUAACCAAACAAGAAUUGUGCGCUCUGCUGAAACAAUUAUGUGAAACUGUAUCGGACCGUGACUUCAUUAAGCAAUUGCUUACAAUUAAUGAUCACAUCACCGCUAUAUCAGCUGAUAAUUAAACGUUUUAUUCUUCGGAUUCCUAUUUUCCGUUUCUUCUUGUCCUAAAAUACGAUUACCCGUAGUCUAACUCUAAAUUCAGAUUAGAUGCAAAGUUAAAAAGUGCUUCAAAAUGCUAUCACUUUAUUCAAAACAACAAAUUUUAAACUAACCUCCUUGCAAACAACAAAAACGACAACAACAACAACAACAAUCUAAUGCUAUCAGCGUGUCAAAUGUAAAAUCCAAUUCAAGUCCAAAAUAAAAAUAUAAAAACAAA